AUGAGUGAAAGGAGAAGAUCUGCAGUCGCCCUGAGCUCUCGAGCACAUGCCUUCUCCGUUGAAGCCUUGAUCGGCUCAAAUAAAAAGCGGAAACUGCGAGACUGGGAGGAGAAGGGGUUGGACCUGUCCAUGGAGGCGCUGAGCCCCGCGGGCCCCCUCGGAGACGCGGAGGACGCGGCCGCGCACGGCCUGGAGCCUCACCCGGAUUCCGAGCAAAGCACUGGUUCAGACUCUGAGGUGCUCACUGAGCGGACUUCCUGCUCCUUUGACACUCACACUGACCUGGGCCCUGGGGCUGCGGGCCCUGUGCCUGCUGCCAUGUCUUCCAUGGAAGAGAUUCAGGUGGAGCUACAAUGUGCUGACCUAUGGAAGAGGUUCCAUGACAUUGGAACCGAGAUGAUCAUCACCAAAGCAGGCAGGAGGAUGUUUCCUGCCAUGAGAGUAAAAAUCACUGGCCUGGACCCACACCAGCAGUACUACAUAGCAAUGGACAUUGUACCUGUGGACAAUAAAAGAUACAGAUAUGUGUACCACAGCUCCAAGUGGAUGGUGGCUGGCAAUGCGGACUCCCCUGUGCCCCCAAGAGUUUAUAUACACCCUGAUUCUCUAGCUUCUGGAGACACUUGGAUGAGACAGGUGGUCAGUUUCGACAAACUCAAGCUGACCAACAAUGAAUUGGAUGAUCAAGGACAUAUCAUUCUGCACUCUAUGCACAAAUACCAGCCCCGAGUUCACGUGAUCCGCAAGGAUUUCAGCAGUGACCUGUCACCCACCAAACCUGUCCCUGUUGGGGAUGGAGUGAAGACAUUCAACUUUCCUGAGACCGUAUUCACCACGGUCACAGCCUACCAGAACCAGCAGAUCACCAGAUUAAAAAUUGAUCGAAACCCUUUUGCUAAAGGAUUCAGAGAUUCUGGAAGAAACAGAACUGGACUGGAAGCCAUCAUGGAGACUUACGCGUUCUGGAGACCCCCUGUGCGUACACUCACCUUUGAGGAUUUCACCACCAUGCAAAAGCAGCAAGGGGGCAGCACAGGCACUUCCCCCACCACCUCCAGCACUGGGACACCGUCCCCUUCAGCCUCGUCUCACCUUUUAUCUCCAUCCUGUUCUCCUCCGACAUUUCACCUGGCCCCCAACACUUUCAACGUGGGCUGUCGAGAGAGCCAGCUGUGCAAUCUCAACCUCUCCGAUUACCCACCGUGCGCCCGCAGCAACAUGGCAGCCUUGCAGAGCUACCCGGGGCUGAGUGACAGUGGCUACAACAGGCUCCAGAGUGGCACCGCUUCAGCCACCCAGCCCUCGGAAACCUUCAUGCCUCAGAGGACUCCAUCCCUGAUCUCAGGAAUACCGACUCCUCCCUCGUUGCCUAGCAACAGCAAGAUGGAAGCCUACGGUGGCCAGCUGGGGUCCUUCCCCACUUCCCAGUUCCAGUACGUCAUGCAGGCUGGCAAUGCCGCCUCUAGCUCCUCGUCACCACACAUGUUUGGGGGCAGCCACAUGCAGCAGAGCUCCUAUAACGCCUUCUCGCUCCACAACCCUUACAAUCUGUAUGGAUACAAUUUCCCCACUUCUCCCAGGCUAGCCGCCAGCCCGGAAAAACUGAGCGCCUCUCAAAGCACUUUACUCUGUUCUUCUCCUUCCAACGGGGCCUUUGGUGAGAGGCAGUACCUGCCCACGGGGAUGGAGCACGGCAUGCACAUGAUCAGCCCUUCGCCCAACAACCAGCAGGCGACCAACCCCUGUGACGGCCGGCAGUACGGGGCGGUGCCAGGCUCCUCCUCCCAGAUGUCCGUGCACAUGGUGUAA
Messenger RNA from Hyaena hyaena (striped hyena), 1809 nucleotides. It is a transcript of the gene TBX15, whose product is annotated as T-box transcription factor 15. The record is from RefSeq and is a predicted model, not a curated record. Gene Ontology annotation, biological process: cell fate specification; positive regulation of DNA-templated transcription; regulation of transcription by RNA polymerase II. Gene Ontology annotation, cellular component: nucleus. The transcript has 8 exons. Gene Ontology annotation, molecular function: RNA polymerase II cis-regulatory region sequence-specific DNA binding; DNA-binding transcription factor activity, RNA polymerase II-specific. Bases 1 to 1809 code for a protein of 602 amino acids. NCBI's taxonomy places the organism in Eukaryota, Metazoa, Chordata, Mammalia, Carnivora, Hyaenidae.